AAUCUUCCGUGACAACGAUCCAUCGAAUCAAACCUCCCCCCCAUCCCGUUAAUCUCACCGCCUCCCAUCCCAUCUCAUCUCAUCAUUUUCAUCUCCACAAAUAAACUCGUCUCGCUCCCUUGCCCACGCCGCCGCGCCGAUCGCCUCCCCCCCAGAUCAAUCGACCACACCAAUCUCCUCCUCUCGUCGGCGCAGCCGGAACCCUACCUGAGGCAGACGCCGCCGCCGCCGCAUCCCGCGUCUGGGUCAUGGAGGGGUUCGCUAGGGCGGUGGAGGACGGGCUGAAGCUGUCGAAGAGGCUGGUGCUGCCGGGGGGGCUGCCGCCGCCGAGGCCACUGGCGGGGAUGGACCGCGGCGUUGGGGUUGGGGGUGGGGGUGGGGGUGAUGCCUCCGUGGCGGCGCUGCUGCUGCCGUCGGCGCCGAUGGCGUACGCGGUGGUGACCGACCCGGGGGCGGUCGACACCCCCGACGUGCCCAGCUACCAGCCAUACGUGUACGGCCGCCUCGACCCCCCCGCGCUGAUCCCGCUCCAGAUGAAGGAGGUCGACCUGUCCGUCGACUGCGCGCUCGGCGAGGCCGCUGUCACCGUCCGCGCGCGGUGGUGGCUGCACUGCAUCACCCGCAGCCGCGACUGCGACGUCCGCAUCGUCGUGCCCAUGGGCGACCAGGGUUCAAUUCUAGGAGCCGAGGUUACCGUUGGAAGAAGAUCAUAUAAUACUCAAGUAAUUGAAGUAGAAGAUCACACUACAGAGAAUGCUCCAAAAGCUGAUAGUGGCGGACUCUUGAAACCCCAAUUAUUUUAUUUGACAAUAUCACAGAUUGAGGGUGGGGCGGAUAUUUCUGCCACAAUCAGAUGGUCUCAGAAGCUACACUAUGACAAUGGACGAUUCUCAGUGGACAUACCGUUCCGUUUUCCAUAUUAUGUUAACCCAUUGCCAAAAGUAUUCAUGAAAAGGGAGAAAAUUCAGUUGACUGUGAAUAGUGGUUUCAGUAAAGAGGUUUUACUGCAGGGAACAAGCCACCCAUUGAAGGAAAAAGGUAGGCAGGGUGAGAAGUUGUCUUUCCGGCAUGAAGCAACUGUUGAGAAUUGGUCAAGCAAAGAUUUCAAUUUUUCAUACAGUGUUUAUUCUGGUGACUUAUCUGGUGGUGUGCUUGUUCAACCAUCGACAUUGCGUGAUUAUGAUGAUAGAGAUAGGUUCUGCAUAUUUCUUUUACCUGGAGGUGGCAACAGAAAGGUCUUCAGAAAAGCAGUUGUGUUUGUCAUUGAUACAAGUGGAAGCAUGCAAGGACAUCCGCUUGAGAAUGUGAAGAAUGCGAUGUCUACUGCUCUGUCAGAACUCACAGAAGGAGAUUACUUCAACAUUAUAACAUUUAAUGAUGAGCUGCACUCAUUCUCAUCGUGUUUGGAGAAAGUAAAUGAGAAAUCAAUAGCAAGUGCACUUGACUGGAUAAACUUAAACUUUGUUGCUGGUGGUGGUACAGAUAUUAUGCAUCCUUUGAAUGAGGCAAUGGCAUCAUUGUCAAGUGCUCAUGAUGUGCUUCCACAAAUCUUUCUUAUGACUGAUGGAUCAGUUGAUGAUGAACAUAAUAUAUGCCAAACUGUGAAAACGGAGCUCAUCAGCAGAGGAUCUAAAUCUCCUCGGAUUUCUACUUUUGGACUAGGUUUGUAUUGCAACCACUAUUUCUUGCGCAUGCUGGCAUCAAUAGGCAGGGGGCAUUAUGAUGCUGCAUUUGAGACAGGAUCAAUUGAGAGUCAGGUACUUAGGUGGUUCAGGAAAGCAUCGAGUACAAUAGUUGCAAACAUCUCCAUUGAUGCUACAGCACAUCUUGAUGAAUUUGAAAUCGAUUCUGAAUACAUUCCAGACAUUUCAGCAAAAAGUCCUUUAUGUAUAUCUGGGAAAUACCAAGGCAAGUUCCCAGAUAUGGUUACAGCUAAAGGUUACUUGGCUGACAUGAGAGAGAUCUCGAUUGAACUUAAGGUGCAGCAUAUAAAGGAUAUACCCCUUGACAAAGUUUUGGCGGCACAGCAGAUUGGCCUUCUCACAGCGAAGGCAUGGCUUUCUUCUGACAAGCAACUGGAGAGAAAGGUGGUGAAACUAAGCAUUCAAAAUAGCAUUCCUUCAGAGUACACGAGCAUGGUCCUACUUCAAACAUUGGAGAAGGUAGAUGCAGCACAAAAGGUCAAGCAGAAACUGAAAGGUCACAAGGGCCCCGACGAACCUCGACGGAUCCCGCUCCAAUGCCUCAAGCUCGGGUUCGGCGACCGGGCCGCCACCAGGGAGAACCUCGUCACGGGUUUCGGCGACGUGAAGCCGCUGGAGACGUUCGAGAUCCUCAACAAGGCCGCCGGCUGCUGCAGCCGCCUCGCCGACUGCCUCUGCUGCAUGUGCUGCAUCAAGGCCUGCAACAAGAUGAACGACCAGUGCGCCAUCGUGAUGACGCAGGUCUGCGCGGCGUUCGCCUGCCUCGGCUGCUACGAGUGCUGCGCCGAGCUGUGUUCAGGGUCCGACUCGUAGCCGUCUGGUUUUGUGUUUGUAAUUUGGGGAGAGAGGAGAGUAUUCGAGUGUACAUAGAUAGAGUUUGCGAAGAAGAAAAAAAAGCCCGUGCAUCUCCAUACUGUACAGCUUGAUCAAGGAUGGUCACUUGGUCAGGUGAUCAGGUCGGUCGUUGGUUGUACAAUUUACCCAUGAAAAAGCCAUCAGGUUUCAGGUUUGGACCUCUCCAAAGUCCAAACGUUCUGGUGCUGGUUUAGAGACAUUUGUGGGUUAUUUGGUUUUGAGGAAUCAAGCCAUUUAUGGGAUGAUGGGGGCGAUAAGAUA
Oryza sativa Japonica Group (Japanese rice) is the source of this 2819-nucleotide messenger RNA. RefSeq lists its product as uncharacterized. The record is from RefSeq and is a predicted model, not a curated record. Lineage: Eukaryota; Viridiplantae; Streptophyta; Magnoliopsida; Poales; Poaceae.